AUGGAGGAACCAGUCUAUGCUCACUGGAAAGCUUUAAAGAGAAUUCUUCGAUACGUCCAAGGAACUGUGUCACUUGGAAUGUUUUAUUCGAAGGCAGAAGAGUACAAGCUGACUGGAUACUCAGAUAGUGAUUGGUGCGGAGAUGUUGAUGAUCGAAAGAGCACCUCAGGCUAUGUUUUCUUCAUGGGAAACACUGCUUUCACAUGGCUUUCGAGGAAGCAGCCAAUUGUGACUCUCUCGACGUGUGAAGUUGAAUACGUUGCAGCAUCUUGGUGCGUGUGUCAUGCAAUUUGGCUGAGGAGAUUGCUAAACAAAAUAGAAUCGAAGCAGGAAGACGCAACAUUGAUAAGAGUUGAUAACAAAUCUGCUAUCGAACUGGUGAAGAAUCCAGUAAAUCACGAAAGGAGCAAGCACAUUGACGUCCGCUUCCACUUCAUUCGAGAACACGUGAAGGAAGGAAGUGUCGAACUAAAACAUGUUGCAAGCAAGGACCAAGCAGCAGACAUUUUGACCAAACCACUAUCGAAGGAGCUGUUCGAUAGAGGCAAGAAGAUGUUGGGCAUGAUUGAUCGGAAGAGCAUUUAA
Messenger RNA from Lathyrus oleraceus (garden pea), 585 nucleotides. Its product is annotated as secreted RxLR effector protein 161-like. NCBI's taxonomy places the organism in Eukaryota, Viridiplantae, Streptophyta, Magnoliopsida, Fabales, Fabaceae. The record is from RefSeq and is a predicted model, not a curated record. The transcript has a single exon. Bases 1 to 585 code for a protein of 194 amino acids.